AGUCAGUCGCUUCAAAGAGCUCGAUUCGUGCGGACAUAGGAGGAGAUAAAGCGUGGUCUGUGGCACGUAAUUAACGAAGAAGAGAGUUAAGAAGAUUCAACGUCGCGUCGAAGGUGAACACGCAGUUAAAACCCAAAAACAAACGCAACGCAGCCAAUUGUGAUACGAAAAAUAAGUAAAUCGGCAGACAAUCAACAAAAACAAUAAAAGCAAAGCCUACACACAGGCGUAGGCGUCUAGCCAACAGCUGUUUUUCGUGCGCGCUCCGUAUUCAGCAUACUCGCUGCGCUUACAAACGUCGGCAGAGACCGCGGCAGAGAAGCAAGCGGCGGCAGCAAAACUACAAAGCAGAAACUACAAUUCAGAUCGCGUUUUUCUUCGGAGUGGAUGAGACGUUCGUUCGGCAGUUCUAUUGCGCAUAGAACUAACAAGUUACCUACUCCGCGAACUCACCCCCGCGAGAAAAGAACAGAACAGAGCAUAACCGAAUGGAAAGAAGACAAGGAGUAGCUAAAAAGCAACGGUUAAGUUAGCCAGCAAAAACGGGCAAAAAGACUGAAAACACACGUGGAUUGUUCACUCACCCCGACACGCGCACCCACUCGCACUCACACUCACCCAGCAGCUCCAACUGUUCGCUGCAUUUAUGUAAAACCAAACAAAGACUGACUAAAACGCUAAUAAAUAUACAAUAAACGUAACGAAACAAAGUUAAACACGCGAACAGCAGCUAAUAUUAUACGGGUUAAAGCGAAUUCCAAAGCAAAGCAAACACACAUAUGGAUUAAGGUUCCUCCUAUCUCAAAACACAAAAACAAAAGCAACAACCAACUCACGGAUUACCUGCAGCGGCAAAUUUACCGUUAGCCGCUCUUUUUGGAUUACCAGUGCCAAUAAAACCACAAAAGUGAAUUUUUUCGAAAGUGAAGAAAGCGAAAAACAUCCGCAAAAUGAUAAAAAUCUAAAUCUAAGUAAAUAAGCAAACCAAAAGCGAAUUCUGUGUUACCGAAACGAGAGCAAAAGCUAAAAGAUCCCCUGAAUACAGCAAUGACGAUGGCCGCCUGUUAUGCCAACUACGACAUGUCGUCCCUGUCGCACGGCAUGUCGGCCCUGUCCGCCCUGCAGCAGCAACAGCAGCAGCAACAGCAGCAGCACAGCCAGACGCAGCAGCAGCAUCAUCACCAGCAGCAGCAGCAACACAUGUACCACGCCGCCGUGGCUGCCCACCAGCAGCAGUUGCUGCAACAGCAGCAGCAGCAGCAACACCACCGCCAUCACCACCAGCCCGCCAACACCAGCAGCAGCAGCAACUCGCGCCACAGCCAUGCGGCGGCGACCCAAACGCAGGUCGCCGCCGCGGUUGCCAACAGCAGACAACAACAACAACAGCAACAACAGCAGCAACAGCAGCAGCAGCAGCAGCAGACUGCCAGCAGCAACAGCAACGCAGCCCCCGCUCCAUCGCCGCAGAAGGACUACAGCAUCCCGCUGCACGUGGACUGCAGCGUGGAGUACGAGCUGCCCAACCAGCCCAAGCCGCCGGCGGGCCAGAGAGUGGAGCCCCUGCUGAUGAUCCACCCGUGCUACUUCCGCAAGAUGGAGUCGCAGCGGCGCAGCCCGUUCGUGAACAACAUGCAUGCGACCGCGCGGGCGGUGAGCAGCAGCUCGCUGAGCAGCGGAGCGGCCCUGGGCGGAGGCGGAAGCGGUGCGGCGGUGGCCACGGCGCCCAGCAGUAGUGCCGCGCGGCGUGGAGCCCGGGCGGCUACGAGCGCCCAGCAGCAGCAACAACAGCAGCAACGCUACCAACAGCAACAGCAGCAACUGCGGCAACAGCACCAGCAGAUGUCGCAGAUGUCGCAGCAGGCCCACUAUCCCCAGCAACAGUCUAGUCUGGUCCGCCAGCACCAGCAGCAGCAACAGCAGCAGCAGCAGCAGCAACGUGCCAGCAGCAACCAAAGCCAACGCCAAAGCCAAAGUCAGAGCCAGAGCCAGAGCCAUGCAGCCAACUCAGCGGCGGCAGCUGCGGCCCAGGCCUCGAUAGCCGCCGCAGCCGCCGGCCAGUGGGAUCAACUGGCUGCGCUGGCCGCCCGCACCGCCCUCACGCCGCACCACAUGCUGCAUCCCCACAGCCACUACGCGGCCAAGGGUAGUGGCGGCGGAGCAGGGGGCGGGAAGCGGGACGCCAUGAUCUCCGGCAGCUACGGACAGACGGCGGUCGCCUCGGGGAAGCUGCAACAGUCGCAGGUGCAGCAGCAGCAGCCACAGCAGCAACAGCAACACUGCCUGCCUCCGCCGCCGUGGGACGCGACGUCCAUGCUGAUGGACCGCUCGCCGAUGGCCACAGUUCCUAGCAAUUAUCAGGCCGGCCCUGACACCAAUCCCAUGCGCCUCUACUCGGCCACGCCCACCGCCGGAGCGGCCUCGGGCGGGUCGGCGUCGGUGGGCGGAGGCGGGGCGGUGAGUGGUGCGGGGGCGACGGGAGCAGUGAACACGGCCACCGACAAGUUGAGCGGAAAGUACCGCCAGUACUUGCGGUCCCAGCGGAUGCACCCGUACGCGGCGGCCGCCUCGCUCAACUUGGCAGCCGCCGCCGCUGCCGCCGGCCAGACCUCGUUUGUGCCGUUCAGUUCGGCGGCCACGGCGGUGGCGGCCACGCCCACAUUCCAGCACCUGCCGCAGAUCUCCUGCUACAACGUGUGAUGCAGCACCAGCAGCAACCAGGACAACGGCAACAUCAGCAGCAGCAACAGCAACUUGCAACACAUGAGACAGGCGCCUACCAAGUACGCGUCGAUGAAAUAGCCGCCUCAAGGAAUAAUUAAUAGAUCCUCCCCUAAAACAGUACUAUAUAUACACACCCAUCAAAGCUUUUAGAAUCAAAAGUAAUUAACUCUAAAAAUAUUAAGAGAUGAAACAAAAUUCUGUCUAGCUGCUAUGAGAAAUUGUUGUCCGACGGUGAGAAAAGAGGAAAUGAGCGAUCUUUUUUUCUUUUAGUAAUGGUAGUAAUUGAUAAACGAUACAAAAACAAACAACAACAAAAAAAAAAAAUGCAAACUAUUGUAGUGAUAUUUGUUAUAAAAUAAUUUUAGUAAUUAAUUUAAUUUAAAUUAAACAACCAACAAGAAACAACAGCAACCGCUCUGUGUAAGCCAACCACAUAAACAAUAACAACUGCAACAACGGCAAAAACAAGAACUGCAACAACAACAACAACGGCAGCAACAUUAAACAAAACAAUUGCUAAAAGUUACACAUACGCAUAUUUAAUUACAAAUCAGCAAAAUGUUACAACAACCAUUUACCGAAAGAAUACGAAAAUAUGAAAGGAAAAUUAUUACCAAACGAUGGAGAGAGAAGAGUAAAGCAGAAAAAAGCAACACAAAAAAUACGAAUAAAAAUUAUUCAAAAUUAUGCAACGUAAUUUGAAGCGAGAUAUGCAAAAAUUAAGUAAAUUGUGUUUUCAAUUAACGUAGCGAGCAAGAAAAGCAUAGUUCAAGUGAUUUGGCCGCGGCAAGGAAAACUCCCCUUGCCGUCGGCUUUUGUGGCCAACUUUUCACACUUCCCACCACCACCGACCGACUAACUCCUCUUUCUGUUCGCCUUGAUUCGAUUUUCAUCUUCGCUCCCUUUGUUUCCUCAUUCUGCUCCGCCUCAUGGCCUCCUCCUCUGCGGUGAGCCGUGAUUGAUUAUUGUCAUUGAUGGAGGACCGGGCAGCGGGUUGGGGUGACCUCGGCGCACAGCACAGGGGUCCCUCGCUAAUGGCAAACCGUUGAGCUGAGACGAAUUUCGAAAACUUACAGGGCUCCGAUUUAUGGCUAGACAUGAGGACGUCUCUUGAAAUUUCACUAUUAAUAUCUUAUACUUAGAUACUUAUAUACUAUUUAAUGUAUUUGAGCCAGCUGUUGAAGGACUAAAUCUGGCAACACACUACGAUAUCGAGAGAUGUUGAUUUCCACUCUAUGUACAUAUAUGUGUUCCACGACGUCGGUUAUUUCGCUUUUACGCCUUUGUUUUCGAUUAGAAGUUUAAAUACGUUCUUGUUCACGCCACCAGCGGCCUCACUGUACUUACCUUUCAAAGACCAGCAUUCUCGAAGUUCAUUCGUUACAGUGAUAUAACCGAACUGCCUUUGCCUUCAGUGCUUACGGCUCUAAUUUUGGUCUUUGUUGCGAGGUGAAAACGCAGCAAAAUCUAAUGGUUUCGAGUGGCCAGGAAACGCGAGAUGUUAUCAGCUGAAAUUGUUUUUGCUCGCCCCCAAGGUCCCUCGGGAAAGUGUGUGCUUUCAUUACUGAUUGCAUGUCGAGGCGAUUGGCGCGGUUCCAUGGGAGUUGCUGGGUUCCGGAAAGCAAAUAGCUGAGUAAUUUAUGCAUGGGCAGGAAAACCCGCUGAGGAUUCAGCGCGCCAUUAAGCCAAUCGUCGAAUUAAUUAAGCCAAAAAAGAGUUUUCAACUGAAAUGAACGACAUCCGCUGCCGGGGGACCGGCACUGACUCAUCUGUCCGCUUUAGGCUGCCCUACAUCCAAACAAGUCCGACUCUACUCCACGACCAUGCGGUCGCAAUCCACUCGAGAUUCAAGAAAGAAAAGACUUUAGUCCAAUUGCAGAACGACGGAACCAUUGCAGGAAUUUGUGGGACCAGUUUAGACGCAUCGGUUAGUCGAAGAAAUGGCCAGACCACAUAUUAAUCCAUAACUUAUUCAACAUACAAGUCAUUUCAUUAGGAAAAACAUUAUUUAGGGGAGCUUGACUUUUAUUCAUCUGCUGUGAAUUGCAUUUAACACAUAAAUGAAUCUGAUUUAGAGCACAUUUGUAUUUCUCCAUCCUUCGUGGAAGCCCAUUCAACAGCAUCUGUUGCAAGAAACCUUAGAAAUCACUCUCCACUGGGCACUUUCCAUAUAUAGUAGUCCCGCUUGCACGCCCAAUCUAAACAAGCCACUGCUUCCUGAAUGGUGCCGCACUCUCCGCGGGAUUCAUCUAUUCACUUAUUCAAUUCAUAUUAAAUUGGUCGUAGAUUAGAGACGGAAAAAUAUUUCAAUUGCCGCCGGCGGCAUUCACACAAGUGUAAUUAAAAUAUACUGGAGAUCGGAUCCAGCUCCAGCUGAAAGCGUCGGUUGUUUGUUUUCAUUUCGUUUGAGCAAUCAACUAUCAGCUGCUGGGGCCAUUUGCAUGCGGCUGGGUGAGUGAUGGCCCCUGUAACCCACCGCCCCACCGCCCCAAUUCGAAUGCGAGGUCAUCGCCAUUGUCGUCACUCAUCCGCCCCGUUGCCGCGUUAGGCAGGUGCCGCUCAGCUCGGAUCGUCUCGUCUCGUCUGGGAUUACUAAGCUGCACUUUGGAUUCACACUCGUAUCUGAUGUGAUUACUGUUCCAUGUGUGGGCAUCGCAGAUAAUGGCCAGUCCCUCGAGUUCCAAACUAGAGUGCUUUCGUUACUCGACAAAUUUCCCCAUGUCUGAAAAUGAGCUCAGUGAUCAAGUGGUUACUUCGAGGGCUGUUAGUUUUGUGGUUUUUUUUUUUUUUUUUUUUUUUUGUGGAUUAUCUUACUGCAGGGAUUGUGGUACCCGCCUAGAUUCCCCAGUUAGUUUUUCAACAAAUUCGGACUACGUCCAAGACAAUGUAGCAAAUGGGUACAAUUUGAGAUUGGAAUAAUAGGAGCAUACUUAAUUGCCAUUGCAUAAUAUAAUUACGAAGGAACACUUUAACUCGCAAAUGGAUGGUUAUAGUCGGGAGCCUCGAUUUCCCUAUCAGCAAUUCCCACAUACAGAUUUAAUUAGAGCUUAAAAAACAAUUCGAAUGAAUACCACUUAAGAGUUAGCAGGUGACUCAAUUGACUCGGCGCUGUGAAACGCGAGUUCCAUGUCCAUAUUCGAUUAGCCGCUUAGUCCGACUGAAUGCAGGCCUUUUGGAGCGGGAUAGGUCAACUAAAAGGUUUUCUCCUUUAAUUGACUUCAUUUGGUAGUGUUUUUUUUUCUUUUUUUUUGCCGACGGGCGGGAAACAGCUGCCAUUUAAAAGUCAUCAACGGAUAAAUAAACCCAAACCGAAUCGGCGGAAGAAAAACAUGCAAAUAAAAGGCAUGAAAAACAGAAGCACCCAGUUGCAAGAGUGGUUUACUUUUAAAUUCCACUCGUACUGCUACACAAAAGUAACCAAACUGCUCGAACCAAAAUGACGCAAAGCGCAUCAAACGAAGUCCGCGCCGGGCAUAAAAAGAGUAACCCAAAACCAAGUGGUAGCGGCGUCGACGGUUGUCAAGCGCCGAAAAUAAAUAUAAAAUAAUUCGGGGCAGAAACUCAGCGUCGGAAGCUGUCUAACCAAACAUUGUCUGGGUCGUGGGCGGGGGCGCUGAUGGGCGUGGCAGGCGGCUAAGUGGCAGCCACAAAAGAAGCAAAAAAAAAGUGGAAAAAGCGGAGGACACUCGCGUUGAGGCUGGUCAUAAAGCUGAUAGAAUGGAGGAGACUCCACACCACUCCACUCCACACCACUCCACUCCCAGACUUCAGACCUCAGAUGCUUCGGAGACCCCGGACUCCGAUUUCAGAGCCGGGCAACCGGUUUUGUCGUCAUCGCGUUUUUAUGCCGCUUUUUUGGGUCAAACUCAAUCUGCUGCCAAGCGCGCUACAUCAUUUCUGACAUAAUUAAAACAUUUUUAGCGGGCACAAGCAGAAAGAGGAGGGAAAUACAGAAAAAAAAGUCAUUUAAAUAUUUUCUAGGCUUUCGGUAAUUAUCAUGCCUGUUUCCCAGCGCGCUGAUAGCUACAGUCAUAAUUUAAGUGUAAAAGUAAAUAUAUGUAUAUGCAUACAUACCUAUUUAUGUCAAAUGAUGGGGCGCAAGAAGGGAGUUGGGGAGGUUCGCCAGCGACAGUAUUAAUAAGCUUUAAUUAAAAAUAUAACAGAUCAGAUAAAAACGAAUGCAAAUAUACGUAUGUAUUAAAUUGUCAGGCGGUAGCUGUAACUAAUUAGCAUUAUUCAUAUGCAUGAAUGAAUGCGCAGCGCGGAGUGAAAUAGACGGCGGGAUUUGAGCAGCGGCUUUAAAUAAAUUAAAAAAUAAAAUAUUAAUUAAAAAGGCAAAUUAAUGGCACUUAAUUGACCCGCUCUCUCCACUUCCCCCUGCGUGCUGACGACUCUACAAGCCAAAUACGAAAUUAUACGAAUUAUUGUGCGCGGAAAUAUGCAAAUGCCAAGCCCAAAAACAGCUUACCAAACUAUAAAUAAUUAAGCUCACAAAAUGGGAAUUUCGAAUCUUUCCAUCCCCGCUUAGUCGGUGGUAGACUUUAGCUGAAUUGCGCUGAGUCAGCGGACUCGAUGAUGUCAAAAGCGAUUUGUCAUUGAUUUCUAAUUCCAUAUUACGCGUAUAGGCGAUAGGCAUUUGGCCUGGGGCUCACAUAAUCCCGCCUAAACCUCCAUUUUAGCGCAAUUGUAAAAGCUUUUGGCUGGCCCAGAAGUAGCUAAAAAGUCAUUGCGAGCCGCAACCAAAUCACUUGGCCGCCUUCGAACUGGCCAAGGGAGCAGGAGGAGGAGGCAGUUGGCAACAGAGAGGAAGGUCAAAUGGCUUUCAAGCGGCAUUAAGCCUAUAAAACACGAAAGCCAACUUGAACUACAAACUUUAGACUUGGCCAAGCGACAAGCAAACAUGACAACGUGUAAAACUAGUUAGCUAGCGCAAAAUAUCUAAAGAUAAACAACUCAAAAGCACUUACACACACAGAAAACAAUUAAAAGCAUUAACGCUUACAGCUGCCUAAGUGCAGCGCCACCUCGGUACAGUGUGUUUCAAGGCUGUAGGGCCGCUUUACUGGCCGGCCAUUGCUGCGAGCUCCAAGUAAAACGCCCCUACAGCAAUCGGCCAUCCUACUUUGUAUACCCUGUAAUUAAACUAUUCAUUUUCUUCUCAUUUCAUUUCGAAACGCACUGUUCCGCCUUGAUUUCCAUGCGCCAGAUAUGAUUGGAAGUGCAUGGCGGGAGGAGCGGUACAUAAGGAAAACUAUUAGGUAAACCCAACUCGAAAGACAAUGUAACAGUUGAAGCUAUGAAUUAGAUGGCAAGCCUCGUGAGUUGGCGCAGAUUGUACAUAUAGGGGGCAAGUGGUUCGGGGGAAGAAGCCAUUCGACGUGUCUGGGUAGUUAAACUCCACUCAACUUCACUCCACUCGAAACUGGGUCUCAGACGAGACACGAACGGACCCAAAUAAAUGGGGAACGAGCUGCCAUCACACACACGUACGAAUACAAAUAUAUAUUUAACUACGCUAAGUACAUAAACUUGCAUUAGCCAACCGUAUUGUGACUUACAAAAAACAAAUCGAUAUCCAAAAACAAAAGCCAGCGAGUAAGCGAAAUUAGCCAGCUAAACAAAUUGAUACAAAGAUCUAUAUAGCAUACCAUACCAUAUUCGCCUGUACCGCAGCGUAACCACUAUCUAGGCCAUCAGCAAAUUAAAUAUGUACCGUAAUACAAUAAAUAUGCAAUCCAUCCGAUAUUUGGUGGGGAUGGGGUGGCUAGCCGUAGCUGCAAAAUCCGAUUACCUAUGAAUGUGAAGGGACAACAGUUUUCACACAUAUUUAGAUCUAUGUACAAUAUAUUUACUCUGCUGUGAACACAACUACUUGCCACUUAAUUCACUGGAAGUCCCCAUUAUCCGCUCAGCACUUCCGCUGCUUUUGACCGCCGCCAAGUAUGGUUAGCAUAGGAUAUAAUCUGCCCAACUGCCAAGACAUCGACUCUCCAAGCCAGGCAAAUUUGUUAAGUUAGAGCACAAUUUCAUGGCAUUAUGAUCGGACUUAAGUUGUCUCAGUUUUCGCGUUGCGUGUGUAGAUAUUUAAUGAGCGACUUUUAUUGUUUCCCGGCAGGUAUCAUACAUAUGUGUGUUUCAAUGUGAUAGUAGUUUUAUUCAUAAUUAUUGCGCAUCGUACUUUGAAUAAUGUACGAAAUCCAACUACAAGCUCGAACAAGAUGACGAGCCAUUUUUUUUUUGCACAGCACAGACAACGCUAGUUGAACAUUUGCAUUAAUUAUGAUAUGUUGUAGGCACCCAAACAACUCACAUCAUAGCCUCUAAUAGAUAUUAACGUUUCAGUUCAUGUAAAUUAUUUAGAUCGAAUGGAGAACCCAAAAAAGAAAAACAACUUAUAAAUAUAUAAUACUGCGAUGUAAAGCUGUAGAGUGGAAUAAAUUUGUAGCAUAUUAUGGAUAUAAAGGAAUUAUAAUAAUACUGGGCUGCAUGCGUAAGAAAAACCCAAAGAACAACUGAACCGAACACAAUAAAUAUGCAAAUUAAUUGAAUAUUAAUUUGAGCAACUUGAAU
Drosophila melanogaster (fruit fly) is the source of this 9294-nucleotide messenger RNA. It is a transcript of the gene corto, whose product is annotated as corto. The record is from RefSeq and is marked reviewed. NCBI's taxonomy places the organism in Eukaryota, Metazoa, Arthropoda, Insecta, Diptera, Drosophilidae. Bases 1048 to 2700 code for a protein of 550 amino acids. The transcript has a single exon. Gene Ontology annotation, cellular component: centrosome; nucleus; chromosome. Gene Ontology annotation, biological process: regulation of gene expression.